Lonchura striata (white-rumped munia) is the source of this 534-nucleotide messenger RNA. The record is from RefSeq and is a predicted model, not a curated record. NCBI's taxonomy places the organism in Eukaryota, Metazoa, Chordata, Aves, Passeriformes, Estrildidae.
AUGAACGGGACGGAGGGGAUCAAUUUUUACGUGCCUAUGUCCAACAAGACGGGGGUGGUGCGGAGCCCCUUCGAGUACCCGCAGUACUACCUGGCCGAGCCCUGGAAAUACCGCCUGGUGUGCUGCUACAUCUUCUUCCUCAUCUCCACCGGCUUCCCAAUCAACUUCCUCACCCUCCUGGUCACCUUCAAGCACAAGAAACUCCGGCAGCCCCUCAACUACAUCCUGGUCAACCUGGCGGUGGCUGAUCUGUGCAUGGCCUGCUUUGGUUUCACCGUCACCUUCUACACCGCCUGGAACGGCUACUUCGUGUUCGGCCCCAUCGGCUGCGCCGUGGAGGGAUUCUUUGCCACGCUGGGAGGCCAGGUCGCCCUGUGGUCCCUGGUUGUCCUGGCCAUCGAGCGCUACAUUGUCAUCUGCAAGCCCAUGGGCAACUUCCGCUUCUCCGCCAGCCACGCCUUGAUGGGCAUCGCUUUCACCUGGGUCAUGGCCAUCUCCUGCGCCGCCCCGCCGCUCUUCGGCUGGUCCAGGUGA